AAAGACCGUAUCAGCUAUAUCAACGGAUCAACAGAUGAUGCAGAUCAAAAACUUACAAAGGAAGAAGAAGUGAUCGCACGGUUUGUUCGUUUCAAUUGCGCAACAAAAACAACGAUUUUCGAAGGGAAUGAAGUUCAUUACUUUAUAGGCAAUAAAGCAAUAGAUUUGCUUGUUGAAUCGAAGAAAUAUGGAAGUGCUGCAAAAAAUCCAAAAUUUGUUAAUCGGGUUUCUGCUGUCACUUUUAUGAAAGUUUUAUUAUCAAAAGGUUUGUUUUUUCGAGCACGGAAGUUGGUAGCGAAAAGGAAAGAGAAUAAAAAAGGUGAUACAAGUAAAUCGCCUAGAAAGCGAACAAAAGAGGAUGCAGAGAAGGAAUCAGAAAGUUCCAAAGAGAAAAAAGAGGACGAAAAAGAUUCGGAUGAAAACGAGGACGAGGAUGAAGACGAGAAAAAAAAGCGUAAAGUGAAGUUGGAGUUGCAUCAAGACCAGCAAUUUAAUGAUUCAAAUGACGUAUAUGUGUGGGUUUUCGAUCCAACUCCUUUUCACAAACAGUUAAUUGGAGCGCUUAUUGUUCUUGGAACCAUCGCUGGUUGCCUUUUUCCAUUGUGGCCAGGAUGGUUAAAGAAGGGAGUUUAUUAUACUUCACUUGGAGGUCUUAUUUGCUUUGGAAUAUUACUUGGCAUCAAAUUGGUCGACCUCUUCGGAACUUUAAAAUUGAUUAAAUACAUAAAAUAUAAAAAUAUAUUAUUUUUUUUCUUGUUAUUGUUAACAUUUUAUAUCUUAUUAUUAUCUUCUCGAACUGUUUUAUUCGUUGUUAUAUGGACUGCAACCAUGGGAAGGCAUAAACUAUGGAUAUUGCCGAAUUUGACGGAAGAUUGUGGCUUUUUCGAAUCGUUUCAGCCUUGGUACACCUAUGAAUAUUGUCCGGAUGGGAUAAAAAAAAGGAAAAAAGGUGAAAAAAAGAAAACAGGUGAGGAACCACAACGUGGUUUUGCAUAUUAUGCAGCAAUGAAUUAUACUUUUUAUUGCAGUGAAUUAUACUUUAUAUUAUCUUUUAAAUUAAAUAUAUAUUAUAGGACGAAAUAA
This is a messenger RNA of Dracunculus medinensis (Guinea worm), 1083 nucleotides long. The record is from the annotation of a GenBank genome assembly. Lineage: Eukaryota; Metazoa; Nematoda; Chromadorea; Rhabditida; Dracunculidae.